AUGGCGGCUGAAGAAGACGACGAAGAUAUUUGGGAUAGCUGGGAAGAUGUGGCAGAUUCUGGGGUAGGAUGUCAAUAGAUCGGGUGAAAAAAAUGGACUUGGACUAUUUGCACAUUGAUUUAUUAAGUCACGGCCCGUUUAUCGACAUCAGUCCCUUCAGUAUUCUUUAAUUUUGUUGAGAAGUUGGACGAUUCUUAAUUAGCCUUUAUGCUUGUAUCAUUCAGUUUAUCUGUUGUGACGUUAUGAUUGGAAAAGGUUUAUUUGAAUUAUGUCUGUUAGUGGGAUAUGACGGGAGCCCGCUGCUCUGAACUUGUGAAAUCCAGGAUAGUGAAAAGUGCUGAGAUUUCUUAGCAGCCCCACAAAAUAAGGCUCCAUGGGCCAACAGGGACUGCUAGAUUAUUAUGAUAUUAUUGUAAUGAUUAUUUAAUUUACUUAUUAGGAAUUGGAGAGAAGGAUGGAGGAGAGGGAGAAGCAGGUCAGGGAGAAAGAUAAAAAAGCUUCGAGUGGAUCAUCUAAGUAAGAUAAAUCAGUUCAAAAUUGUCUUGUUUGAAGAAAAAUAGAGAAUGGCAUGCUGGGCCUCUUAAGUAAGGCUAAUCAACCUAAAAAUUAAAGAGUGCAAGAAAGAGCUUUGCAGAUUUGGGCCAGGGGUAAUGGGCUGCAGGGUGGGUGAGGGUUGGACUAUUGGCUUGCUGUGAGCACCCCAAAUCAUGUUGAGAACUGUAAAUAUUUUAAAUGUCCUUCCCCUCUAUGUGCAACUAACACAGUUCCUAAGAGACCAACAGUCACUUUUUUGGCUUUGUGGAUGGUUCAGUUCAAAAAGGCUUAACAGUAUAAGCCAAAGAGCACUAAUUUAAUUGUGUCUACAUCUUUAUUAUUGUACAGAUUAAAAGAAAACAAAACCAACUCUCCUGUUCUGAUGCAAGAGGAUACAAACAGAACGCAUUACAGACCACAGGUAAAUGUACUUAUGGAACAUGAGGGAAAACUUGAUCUGCUUUGUUCUACAUAAUCUUGUCAUCACAUUUGUCAGUGUGCAUCCUAAUCUUGGUGUUCCUGUGGUACAAAGCCACAAAUUUUUGAGUUAUCACAGACAACUGCCGAUUAGCCGCCCCUACUGGGAAAUUGGACUCUUUUCGACUCAAUUUCGCUUCAGUAGGUGACAAAUGCAGAUCCAUAAACAAUGAUUACGUCUACAAGUUUAAUAUUAGUUUGGGACAAAGUAUGUGGUCUUUGGAAUCAAAAUACUCAACAUCUUCUAUUUGUGAUUAUCAUUUAGGAAUGGCUUAGGUGUAAGAGGUUUAUUUCGGUAAACUAAAAAAAUGUUAUUCCUUCUGAUGUAUUAGUUGAACCAGAAAUAUGACUCCCAAUAUAGCUUUUUAUUCCAAAAGAAAUUCUGAUUCAAGCUACAUGUAUGUACUGUUACUUUUAGACUCACAUCUAGGCCUCUGAAUCAAAUAAUAAUAUUUUUUUAAGCUACAGUUAUGUAUUAUUAAAGAAGAAAUAAGUUCUUAUUUAAAAUUUUGCUUAACCAGCUAUCAAGGUUAGCAGUAUUAAUUUCCUAAAACCCAGUAUCAUCUCAGGGUCUGAUGUUUUAGUAUCUUUAAUGAUAACUAUUUUUAAUAUUCAGGGCUGUGCUCUAGCGGAGCCCAGUGGCACUUGGCGCCUAACUUUUGAUUUUGGGCGACUAGAAAAUCUUACAAAUCGUACAAAUCAUAUGCUGGGCACCCUUGCUUUUACAGGUUUAGAGCACUGGGCUCCCUUCCUUAGAGCACAGCCUUGAUAAUUAUUGUUAACAUAAACAUAUUGGUUCUAUGUGAGAUUUUACUUCCAGCUGUAUGUAGUUUCAGACCGUUUCAAGAUUUUAAUUUCAUUGUCAGUGAUUUUUUUUUUCUUGUAGCUAAGAAUUUUGAAGAGGCCAGAUUCUGGAGGAUCAAAUCUGUCUAAAUCUCAAGAAAUGAGUAAAGAAAAACCUGUCCAUAAAACACUGGCAGAAAGACAGGCACAAUAUGCUGAAGCAAGGUGAGAAAAAGUUUAUUAAACACACUCCAUCUAAUCCAGUGAUUACAACUGUACUUUCUAGUUUAAAGUUUAAAGAAGCCUUUCUGACUACAAAUGCAUGGGCAUUGAUCUAUUAGAAUACACUGUUGUGUUUUUCUGUUGCAGUUGGUGUACAUGUCUUUUGUAGUUGUUGUUGUUGUUGUUUUGCUGUUUUUUUGUAUGUCUGUUUGUUUGGUUGUUUUUAUAUAAAAAAUAUACACACUGUAUAUAAAUGUAAUAUUUUCUUUUCUCAUCAGCUCAGAUAAUUUGUUUCUCAUAAAAGCAAAUGUACAAUGUGCACAUGUGCAUGCAGAUCCAAGGCUGUGCUCUAAGAAAAAAUGACAAUGCCCAGUGCCCUGAACCUGUGAAAUCCAGGGUGCCCAGCAUAGAAUGUCUAUAAAACAUCAAAAAAAUAAUGAUAAUGAUAAAUACAAUACACUUAACAAAGACAAUGAGAAUGAUGAUGAUGAUGAUGAUGAUGAUAAUCAGUGUUCCAGCCAGAGUGUGCCAUUGCGUGAAUCCCGCAAAAAAACGAGAGAUGGCCCCCACCAAAAGUGUUCAAGGGCCAUUUAUGGCCCUUUCGUUCUAUAAUUCCGUGGGCUUAAAAGUGUCUCUGUUACCUCAACUACAAUAAUUUUCCAAUUAAACAGCAUUUUUAAUCUAAAGAACAACGACUCCGUUCCUUUGUACACAACACGAAAAUCAAUUGACGAAUCUUCUUGAGUUUACCUGAUUUACGUUUAGUGGUCUGGAGACCACUGAGCCUCGACUUGACUUUUGUAAUAUCGCAGGAGCUGUGUCCAUCGUAGUGUCUCGAAAAAGGAUAAACCUGACAAACGCAUCUUUGAGGUUUAUCAAAAGUUUUUUCUCAGUAAGUAAUGAAAAAGUGGAUGGAGGAGAAGCAGUUCAGAAGAAGCAAAAGGAAGCAGAUCUUGUUGGUGAAGUAGAAAAUGAGAUGAAAAAAAUUACUUAUCAUUUUUUAUUGCAUACAUUCUGAUUUUAAUGUUUGCUUUAUUACAGAAGAUUUCCUCUAUUGUGUAUAAAGAGGGAUGCUUCAUCUCAGCUUCAAAUAAACUGCCAUUUUCAUUUCCUUAACUUUCCAACUGUUUCUUCUCUUUUGCAUAUUAGAAAGAUACUGGUACAUUGGCCCUUUCUUGAAAUAUCUGGCCCCCAAAAAUGGGUUGUGGGGGCCACUUUGGCCCUCAAGCAGAAAUUUUUGGCUGGAACACUGUGAUAAUGAUAAUGAUGACAAAAAUAAUAUUAUACACUUAGUACCAGAUCCUGAGGGAAACAUCAGGACUUGAGGGAGUACAAAACUAACCGGUUUCCCAAGGGACCUGACAUUAAGUUUUUUGUUAUGUUUCUAGACUUUCCCUUUAACAGCAACAAAAGAAUAACCGGAGCGAACCAAAACAGUCGACUUGGUACUUAUAACAACACAAAUUCGAUUCUUUAAACCACUGAAUGAAUGAUUUACAAAGUACUUUCCUUGUAUUAUUUGCAUCUUUUUCCUCCACUAGCUGCUGUUUCUCUUCUGGGAUGACUUUGAAAAUCAUAGCUUUUUAGCUUCAGGCUUCCUGUUUGUGUUCAAGUUGUUGUGUUUAUUCACGUAAAAGAAAACUGGCAGUGUUUUUCCCGCCUUCUUUCACACCACUUUCCACCAUGCUUUGAUCACGAGCUGUAAUGUAUCAUGAUCGGGAUACAUUUCAUUUUUGUCAAGGCCACAAGACCAAGAAUCAACCAAUGGCAGUCCCUGUUAAGUAGAGUGAAAGUCUAGGAAUAUAACAACUUUAUUAAUUUACUUUACAGUAGAAUAGUGACAAACCUGUGACCGUUCCAUGAUUUCCUAGUUGCCCAAAAGCAAAAGUAAGGUGCCAGGGGCUACUGCUAGAGCACAGCAGCCCUUGUCUGAUCUUCUGAUCCUCUGCCAAAAAUGUACAUGUGAGAAAAUUACAAUAUAUAAUUAUCUGCAGAAUUAAGUGCUUACAUUUUGUCACUGCACCCUUCGUAAAAUUGCAAAGGUAGACCAUUUACAUGUAUAAAUGCAUAAUUUUUUAUAGGGCAAGGAUUUUGGGAAGUGCUACAGCGGAUGAAAGCAAUGACCUAGAGUAAGUUCCUUGAUUCCAUUCCUUGAUAUCAUCAUUAGUUGAAUUACAGGUAUAAGUAAAUAAAUCGAUAUCAUUCUUUAGGUGCAGUUACACAAGACCAUCUUCCCUAGCUCCCCUUGGGGAAAUAGAGAGAAGAAUUUGUCACAUCACAUUACCGUGGUAGUAUCCUCACUGGAUCUGAACAAUAGGCUGAUUUAGCGACAGAACGGGAACGUCAGUUGACAACUGCGUGCGCAAACCAAACAACUGGCUAGACCAAUGGCAGAGCGGCAAAUUGGGCACCGAAAGUCGUGUUCAGUCCUUUCCGCGCGCGUUCGCGUCGUCAACUGACGUUCCCGUUCGGUUGCUAAAUCAGCCUAAUGUUUCCUGACAGAGACGGUCAUUUGCAAAGUUAAACGAUAAAGGAAAAGUUGGGCUCCGUUUUGAUCCUAAGUGCAAUCAUGCACACAAAAGUCAUACAAGUCAAUAUAUUUAUAGAUAUAUAUUGGUUUGUUGAGAUCUAGAAAUUUUCCUACCAUGGCGAAGCAGCAAAAAUGACUUCUCUCUAUUGCUAGGGUUGUUUACAUCAAAGUCCUGCACUGAAGCCAACAAAGUGAACCAAAAGUUGAUGUAUACAUUAUUGUACAUGUACACGGAAUAUUUUUACUCAAAGACAAGUGUUUGUUAUUCUUAGAGAAAGGGAUCUAAAUUGCAAAUGACUGCAUUCAGAAUGAUUUUGUGAUGGUACAUGACAAGUCGUACCUUAUAAUGUUUUGCAUGUAAACAAAGUUAUGUUUUCACCAUUUUACUCUAUUUACUGCAGGAAAAAUGAAACUCCAAAAGUCAUACAUGUUGAACAGAAACUUCCUGACAAUGUUAUCCGACUUCCAAGGUAAGNAUGACAAGUCGUACCUUAUAAUGUUUUGCAUGUAAACAAAGUUAUGUUUUCACCAUUUUACUCUAUUUACUGCAGGAAAAAUGAAACUCCAAAAGUCAUACAUGUUGAACAGAAACUUCCUGACAAUGUUAUCCGACUUCCAAGGUAAGAGCUAAACAGUUUCAUCUGCACUUCAUCCAUUGCGAUAACUAAUUACUGAGACAAAUGGAACGUACAGUUAUCAUGUCACAAGCAAUAGAAGUCCAAGACCGGGUUCUAAGAUGCGACUUACUAAAUGUAGGGACAGGUCGGGUACUUUCACCACGAAGCUGGGAUGUUUUGGCAAGCUAAUUUGAAGAGGUCAUUAUUCUGCUCAAUAGCAUUCGAUUUUCCCAUCAGCAGGGGUAGCUGUAUGGAUAGAUUAAGUAAUUUCAACGUUCAGGUAGUUAGUUAACUUGAGUGAUCUGUGCAUUUUUGGCUAGUACAUUAUAAUGCGAGCAAUAUUAUUUUGGGAAAGUAUCAGCCAUCGACAACUUGGCAUCCUGGAUAUCCAGAAACGACAAGCAGUGACACACUUUGGUUAAAUUUCCAGAUUUUCAAACGGAAUUUCUCCAAAAGUAUCAGGUUUAUCGGGCUCCAAGGUAGUAUCUUCUACUUAACAAAUCGAUUCCAUGUCACUGUGCGUCUUUUCUGUAAUAGAUCACAGAUGACGUCAAAACGACUGUGGUAAAAACAAAGAAGUGGUACACGAGCUGCAGGCUAGUGUGUCACUGAUGUUUUAACCACAUGUUGAUGUCUUCUGUGAUCUAUUAAUGAACAGACCCACAGCAACAUGGAAUCUAUUUGUUUUAUACAAUGAUCAGGAAAGUAUUAAGACCGAUACACAUACCUCCAUCCUACUGCUUAACUGUUCGAGGAUUUGUGCUAGUUUAGUCCCAAGGUAUACAGGUAGCUCUUGCUAAAUAUCAAGGUUUAGGAGGCUUUCACUUGCGUAAUCCGAAAUUAUCUUACAAACAUUUUCAAAACCGCGCGCCAAGUUUUCCGUGACAUCAUCCAUGUAUCUGUACUCUGAUAGAUCAUGGGCAACGACCAUUCGCUGCGCGCGUAGCAUUCACAUCAUAACAUUGUAAUAUAUGGAAAUGGUCAGGGCUAAAAGCGAAGUUCUCUUCAAUAUCUAUAGCUUACUCAAACAGAAUAACAAUCGAGUAAAGGUAAUGUUACGCGGGACGAUUUGCAGGAACGACGUUUAGCACAACACAGCGUUGCAACAUUGUUUUAAAUGGUUACAACAUUGUUUCAACAUUGCUUCAACGCUCUGUUGCGCUAAAAAUCGUCCUGUGUAACAUCACCUUAAUGCUAAGCGGCGACGGCAACAAAAACAGCCUCCCAAAAAAUAAGUUGGUCUAAUUACUAAAAAACUGUGCACGUACAGCGCACUUUUUUUUCUUUUUUUUGUACAUUUCCUUGCCGUUGUUUUGCACGACUACAACGUGAAACUUCAAAAAACUUCAUAGUUAGACGUUUUACAUGUAUGGUGGAGAUGUUGAAUGUGCUCCUGUUCACGUUUUUUUUUUAAUCGCUGCCGUUAAUUUUAUUCCACUUUGGUGGCCGCUACCAUUUCUUAUUUUGUCAAAAAUUUUUAUGUUGUUCUUCCAACGAAAUUGGUUUCCUUUGUUUUUAAUCUCUCGCGCUCUAGCUCUUUCUCUGUUAUCCACGUCAAUGGAGACAUUAAAAUUAUGUCGAAAGAAAGAAGUAGCUUUGUAACACUAGAAAAAGUCCAUUGGCUGCCUCUAGGUAAACUUCCACUACCUUGAUAAUAUUUCGCUAAGACAAACGCAAGCUUCUUGGAUUCCCCGUCACCCUUGCAGAGUCUAGUGAGUACUACCCCCAAGUCUACUUAGUGCCACCCCCAGAGAACGUACGUAGGUGCGAACGUACGCUGACGUGAUAACCAAAUUUUCUCGGAUGGAGAGUUGACCAAAUUUACCUAGUAGGGGCUACGCUCGCUCGCGCUCUGCGUAGAGCUCCGCUAUAAUAUCUUAUCCCAGUAUUUAUAGUCGCUGUUGUUAAUUGAUCCGAUAAUCAACAGCGUACAUGUACGCCGAUCAGGAAAAUUCAGUAUGGACAGCGCAUCCACACCUUUUAGCUGAGAAAGUAACCUACGUUGAAUUUUUUUUUUUUGUUUCUCCUGUUUCUAAAGCGUGGUUUUGAUUUUUUUUCCCUUUUAGAGGUCCAAAUGAAGACGGUUCGAAAGGCUUUGAGUUCAGAAGAUGA
Molecule: messenger RNA, 7275 nt
Organism: Porites evermanni
Lineage: Eukaryota; Metazoa; Cnidaria; Anthozoa; Scleractinia; Poritidae
Source: the annotation of a GenBank genome assembly